This is a messenger RNA of Peromyscus maniculatus bairdii (prairie deer mouse), 2336 nucleotides long. RefSeq names its product tropomyosin 4 (gene Tpm4). Lineage: Eukaryota; Metazoa; Chordata; Mammalia; Rodentia; Cricetidae. The record is from RefSeq and is a predicted model, not a curated record.
CAGUCCCGGUGCCCACACCCCGCAGGAGCCAUGGAGGCCAUCAAGAAGAAGAUGCAGAUGCUGAAGCUGGACAAGGAGAAUGCCAUCGACCGCGCCGAACAGGCCGAGGCGGACAAGAAGACAGCUGAGGACAAGUGCAAGCAAGUCGAAGAGGAGCUGACGCACCUCCAGAAGAAACUGAAGGGCACGGAAGACGAGCUGGACAGGCACUCGGAGGACCUGAAGGACGCGCAGGAGAAGCUAGAGCUGGCGGAGAAGAAAGCCUCCGAUGCUGAAGGAGAUGUGGCUGCUCUCAACCGCCGCAUCCAGCUGGUGGAGGAGGAGCUGGACCGCGCUCAGGAGCGACUGGCCACAGCCCUGCAGAAGCUGGAGGAGGCAGAGAAGGCAGCAGAUGAGAGCGAGAGAGGCAUGAAGGUGAUAGAGAACCGAGCCAUGAAAGAUGAGGAGAAGAUGGAGAUCCAGGAGAUGCAGCUGAAAGAGGCCAAGCACAUCGCUGAGGAGGCCGACCGCAAGUACGAGGAGGUGGCGCGUAAGUUGGUCAUCCUGGAGGGUGAGCUGGAGAGAGCAGAGGAGCGUGCGGAGGUGUCCGAACUAAAGUGUGGCGACCUGGAAGAGGAGCUCAAGAAUGUCACUAACAACCUCAAGUCACUGGAGGCUGCUUCUGAAAAGUAUUCUGAAAAGGAGGAUAAAUAUGAAGAAGAAAUCAAGCUUCUGUCUGACAAGCUGAAGGAGGCUGAGACCCGAGCUGAAUUUGCAGAGAGGACAGUUUCCAAACUGGAGAAGACAAUCGAUGACCUGGAAGAAAAACUUGCCCAGGCCAAAGAAGAGAAUGUGGGCUUACAUCAGACACUGGAUCAGACACUAAACGAACUUAACUGUAUAUAACCCAAACCAGAAGAGUCCUGUUCCACCACCAACUCGACUCCAGAGAGUGUGCCAUGUCUUCCUCUCUUGUAAGAAGUUCCUCUUGUUACUGUGUCUCCACCUUGCUGGAAAUGCCAAGCAGAUAAUGAAUUCAUGACCAAAUAUUUUGUAUCAGACAAGCUUUGAGCACCACUUAAGUUUCUUUCCUUUUCCUUUCAAAUGGCACCAGCUUCUUCAGCUAGUCUUGUUCUUAAAUUGCAUUUAUUCCUAAAAUAGGCAGGGAAUUUCACACUGAGUGUAGUUGCUUAAGGCUGAGGGCAUUUGGUUCCUGGGAAUUAGUCAGCCCCACACUUUUAAGCACAGGCUCAAGUAUCUGUAUCUGAUAGUAUCUGGUCACUGUUGGGGAAGUUAUGGGAGGCUGGGGGUUGUCACAAGAAAAAGUGUAGGAAUUUUCCACCUAGAGCAAAAAUUAAAAAACGGGCUGCUAUGGGAAGUCAAGCCUGAUCAUGCUGAGCCGGCUCCACACUCCACUGUGCAGAACAAACUUCCUUUAAGCAUUCCAAGUGAGGAUGCUGGGGUGAUUGCCCGUGUAUCUUCAGACAGAUCCUUGAUGCUGUUCCGUGCACAUUUUCCUUUCACUCCAAAAGUGUCCUCUGAGGAGCAAGUGUCUUAUUCCGGGACUUGUCUGCUGUGGUCUAAUGACAUGCUCAGCAAGGAAUAUGGCAGAGUCCAGUCCUUUUCAGAUCAGUCAUGUCAAAGAUUGCUAGCAAAGCCAGGCGGCAGUGACACACGCCUUUAGUCCCAGCACUCGGGAGGCAGAGGCAGGCGGAUCUCUGUGAGUUUGAGGCCAGCCUGGGCUACAGAGUGAGUUUUAAGCCAGCCAGGGCUACAUGGUGAGAUCCUGUCUCAAAUAACAAACAAAAAGACUGUUAGCCAUCAAUACAUUGAGGAGACUGUUCUAAUAACAAAUGCUGGGCAACAAAAGUCCUCUCCAGCAGCAAGGUGAUAGAAAAAGGAAGUGGUUAAACUUCAUCUCCAUUGUUCAGGGAACAACAAAUGGAGGCUUGACUUUGCCGAGACUUGAAUUCCCUCGGGAAUGACACUAGUAAAGACCAAGAAACUCCUGAUGGAACUGGAUGUGGAGUAUUCCGUAGGCUGCACUUUUUUUUUUUUUUUUUUUUUUUUGUUUUGCUUUCUCAGUUAACAUCUCAGACUGAAACAUUCCACAUUCCCUAGCAGCGUGGGAACAACUCGAGUUUACAAUUCCGACUGAACAUCACCCUGCUUCUAGCCUAUCUGAACCCCUGCCCCUCACUCCUAUUUAUUACGCAUCACACUACCAGGGAGGUGAACUUGUAGCAAACUGUGCAGUUGAAUAAAACCUACUCUGUUCUCUAGAUUCUUGCAAUUGUAUCAUAUGUGAUAAUAUCACUUUUUCUACAUUUUGGUCAAAUAAAUUUUUACAUAAACAA